AUGCUCUCCUCACCCCAAUCAUUUGGUCUGCCAGCUUUGCUGUAUCUCCUAUCACUCUCCACUAGUGCCCUUGCGACAAUCACUCUCAAAGGCCAAACCAUCGAAUUCAAUGGCAAGACCUACUACGCCCCUCCCACAGUAGUAGCCACACUAAAGACAGCAUCUGGAAAUCAAGUCAGCAAUACCAAUGGCCUGCAGCCUCUUACCGUGAUUCGGAGUGAUUCUUUAGAACUCACAACCUCCGCAAUCGAGUCACUGGUAGAAAACUACCAAUCCACAGACGAUGUUUUCAACACGGGGUUCCUCGAGAAUAUUUACGUCGAGUACAACGGUACACACAAGUCGCCGUUGGAAACCGUAUCAACGCCUUCUUCUUGGAAUAAUAAAUUACUUGGAUUCGCUUCCGCAUAUGAUACGAAAUCGUCGACGAAGCUGGCGUCUUCGAAGAGCUUACCGCCUGGCCCUUAUUUCUUUAACCCAUCUAGUGGAGAACUGUUUGAAGCCUAUCUCUUGUAUUCGGAUGCUAUGGGUGCCUUUACACAGGGAUUAAUCCCAGUUGGGAAUGAUGAGUACGAUGUUUUGUCGGCAAACCUUCCCGGUUAUGCAUCGUUGACAAUUGGCGUUCCAUCGAGAUUGUAUUUCACGAAGACGGCUGAGAAACCAUUAGCAGGUGUUCGUCUUGGAGUCAAAGAUAUUUACCAUAUCAAGGGAGUGAAGACUGGCUGCGGUAACCGCGCGUACUUCGAUCUAUACCCUGAAGCCAAUGCUACGGGACCUGCAAUCCAAUCCCUCAUUGAUGCGGGCGCCAUUAUUGUUGGAAAAAUGAAGACAAGUCAAUUCGCCAAUGGUGAGACUGCCACCGGUGAUUGGGUCGAUUACCACUCUCCCUUCAACGCCCGCGGCGACGGCUACCAAGAUCCCAGCUCCUCCUCAUCAGGACCCGGAUCCGGAAUCGGAGCAUAUGACUGGCUUGACCUGGCCAUCGGAAGUGAUACUGGAGGCUCUAUCCGAAACCCAGCACAAGUGAAUGGAUGCUUUGGCAACCGACCCUCGUGGGAUCUAGUCUCAUUAGACGACGUCAUGCCCCUCUCUCCGCUUCUUGAUACGGCGGGAUUUUUGGCAAGAGACGUGAAAGUGUGGAAGGCCGCUUCUGAGGUGUUGUACAAGGACGCCGGCCUAAAGUCUUACACCAAGUACCCGAAGAGCAUCAAGACAAUUCAGUUCCCCACUAGUGCUGACACUGUGGCGGAUGGACUUGUGCUGGACUUUGUUGAUCGUCUAUCGACCUUUUUGGGCGGUGCGAAUAUCUCGGCAUUUGAUUAUGAUGAACUUUGGGAGGCUACUAAGCCCUCAACAGUUGCUGCGGAUGAAACUCUUGAGUCGUUGUUGAAUCUCACUUAUCCUAUCCUCAUCUCGAAGCAGCAGUACCCCCUCAUCGCCGCCCCACUGUACGCGGACUAUGCAGCUGCUAAUGGAGGUCGCCGUCCGUUCAUCGAUCCAGUUCCUCUUUCACGUUGGGACUUUGGACUUGAGUAUCCCGACUCACAACUGGAUACGGAAAUCUCAAACAAGAACAUCUUUACUCGUUGGUGGAAUAGCACGGCUCAGGUACUUGAUGAGGAGACAUGCUCAGACAGUCUUAUGCUAUACGUCGGGGCUGCAGCGACGCCGGAAUAUCGAAAUGUGUAUAGAAGUCUUCCCGGUAUCCCCACCGGAUUUGAAAGCGCUCGCAUUGCCAACUUUGCCGGUGUACCUGAUAUGGUCGUUCCAAUCGGACAAGCACUAUACAACUCGACUAUCACACUCAAGGAGGAAUAUCUGCCUGUGGCAGUGGACUUCAUCGUUCCUCACGGCUGCGAUCUGAUGAUUUUGAAUUUGGUGAAUGAGUUAGUGGAAGAGGGGAUUAUUCAAGAGCCUGUUGCGGGAUCGACAUUGUAUGGAGAUGGAGUUAUUUAUUAUUGA
This is a messenger RNA of Penicillium verhagenii, 1962 nucleotides long. RefSeq lists its product as uncharacterized. The record is from RefSeq and is a predicted model, not a curated record. The coding region runs from base 1 to 1962 and encodes 653 amino acids. Lineage: Eukaryota; Fungi; Ascomycota; Eurotiomycetes; Eurotiales; Aspergillaceae. The transcript is spliced from 4 exons.